GAAUUAAUGUUCCUUGGGAGAAGCUUUUAAAAAAAAACCUCACCCUGGAAUCUUAAACUUCAAACUUGGACUAUGCUAAACUAGAAAUACAAUCAAAAAUGAAUGUUGAAGAGUUGGAGGAAAUGGGCUUGCAGCCUCCUUUAAUCAUUAGGGAUGAAAAUGGCAAUAAAUGUGUGUGUCAUAAUGCUGCAUUACCCUCACUGAACGGAACCCCUGCUAGCCAGUACCAAGAAGCAGAACAUGAAGAUUACGUAGAACUGAAGGAUACAUAUGAUCUGAUAAAUAGAUCAAGCCACCCAUGCAUUGAAGCAGAAGACCUGCAGAAGGUUUCCAGUGACUACAUUUGCAUGGGGACCAUGGAUUUAGAGGCUGUGCGUAUCCCUGCUUCAAAGGAGCAAUAUUACAUGCAUGCCUUGAAACAAAAUGUCACGGAACCAACAAGCCUUCUCAAAGACAGUCUUGCAAUGAAGAGUAUCCAGAAUCUCGGUACUGAGGAAUCUGUGCCUUAUUGUCAGGCAGAACUAACACACUUUGCUGCUGUGGAGUUAAGUAAAAAUUCUGCAAUCCAAGAUGAAUUAGGUUGUUCUCAAAUAGGACAGGAAGAAGCUAGUUCAAGUGAAGCUUUCAUUACAGUUAUAAACCUGGAGAGUAAAUGUAAUGAAGAGGGAUCUGGCCAUCAAGUAUUUGUAUCUUCUGGGGAAAUGAAUGCAAGGGAUAGUUUGACAAACAGUGUCAGCUCCCGUAAGCUAGAUUUCCCUGGCAACCAUAAUAUGGUGAACAUGAACCUAGAUGAGGGAAUGCCACUUGCUAAUGCUCUUUCAGUAACUGGAGAUAACAUCACCAAUUAUAUUGAUUUGGUAUCGCAGAAUAGGGAAUGGCAUGAAAACCAAGAAAAGCAGGAUGCUGAAUGGGGAAAUCCUUGCUAUAGGGGCUCACCAGAAUUGGAACCAUUUAAGUGGUACAAAAGUGAGCCUUAUAUGCACAGCACACCUGAGGAGGAUGAAGAUAAUAAAUGGGCAGCCAAACGUGGAAAGGGUGGUGCUGUCAAUGCCUUAUGCCCUCUGGCAAUACAGAGUUUUGACGAGCAUUUGGAGAAGGAGCUUUGCAAAGAUGAGGAGACUCUGACCAAAGGACCAAACUUCUCAGAAAAUGAUCAGGUUUUUCUUGAGGGAUGUGCUCAAGAAUCUGAGACAAUACAAAAUGCUGUACCAAAGCUAGAAAGAGCUGCUCUGCCUGAACCCAAGUGCGAGGCAACCUUUGUAGUUUUUAGUCCCAUCACUUGCGAAAAUGGCUCUAUGUCCCCUUUUACAGACUCAUCCAAAAAUACAACCUGUGCUGUUUUUGCCCUGGCAGAUGAAGUUGGUGGUAUUUCUAAAGCUGGGAAGAAUAACAACACAGUGAAAGAGUGUGCCAGGAGGACUUUGCUCAGAAGUAAUUCUGAACGAGCCACGGUUAAACCAGUCAUCAGAUCUCCACUUGCUGCUACCAUAACCAAAGCAAGAAAAUCAGAGAUAGUGAGCUUUCCGAAGCCAAACUUUAAAAACGUUAAGCCAAAAGUUGUGUCCAGGCCCAUACCCCAGUCGAAAGAGAGUGCUGCCUUAAAAGCAGCUCAAAGAUCUCCUCAGCUAUCUACCACUUCGUCAUCUUCCCCAUCUUCUUCCCCGAGGCAAACAUCCUCUUCAAUUGCUGCACUAAGGAAAAAAAUGGACUUGGAUAGAGGUACAAAAGCAGAAACACCAAUGAAUAAGACCUAUAAGCAACAUUUUAAUAAACACCUUCCUAGCCAAGCUGUACAUGCUGCAACUCAUUCUGAAAAUACUUCCCACAAGGUUACAAAAACAACAACUGUGUUAAGACAGAAUGUGGAACAGGUUGACAAAGCGAGGUGCCUCAAUUCAACAUUCCUCUCUGUUUCUGGGGCUGUUGCAUGCACAGACAACACAGGUGGGACACUGAAUGACAAAAUGGAAAUUGUAGAGUCCUGUGUACAGCCUUGCACUUUGAACAUCUGUUCAGUACCUCAAGAGGAGCAGCAGAAUGAAUGCCUGGGUGUUCCAACAGAAAAGUCUGCUGAAGAUGCAGUGAAUGAAGGUGUUGGACUUGCCCGUCUUCCUUCGGUUUCCUCACCUAAAGGAGAGAGAACACAACUGCAAAGUUUAUCCAAGGACACCCCAGUCACCCUAAAAAGUAUCCCAGAUUCCAGGAGGACAUUCUGCUCUAAGAGAGGAAGUGACGGUAAAAAUAUCCAUGCAACCAAAGUAUCUUCUCCUCAAAGAGCAGUUCUGCCUUUGAAUUCAGGAGCGGAAUUUUUUUCUCCUAAAGGGAGGCUCGCAUCUGCAAGAACAUUGCCUGGAACUUUGACCAGUUCUGGAAAGUCAAUUCCUAAAUCAAAAGUGCCCAUCAAAGGACCAGGAUUUCGGAGAACCCCUAGCAUCUCUUCAGUCAGCAGCACACAGAGUGACCAAAGUACUUGCAGCAAUAAAUCUACAAGUGCCACAAUUAUCAUCAAGAAUGGAGAGUGGCCUUCCAAGUCCGCUUGUCAAAAUGGUUCGGCUAUAAAGCCAGUGCCCAGGCCAAGAGUGUAUUCCCUGAAAAACACCCCCAAAGGAACAAAAAGAAAGUUUGGUGUGGUGAGCCCCUGUGUGCCAAAAUCAGCUGGAGCACUUCUUCCAGGAAGGAAAACCAGUGAUUCAAAAGGCAGUCAGCAAUCAGGGCCUUCGGGACAAAAUGGGCCUCGAAGCUUAUUCUCAGCGUUCACUUCUGUUGACAAGGGAAAGCAGAGGAGUCCUAAGAACUCAUGCAUACAAACCCGCGGAUCUACUGAAGUGCAUUCUACAGAAACAAAAACACACGAGUUGACGCAAUACAAAAGAAAAUGUGAACACCAAAGUGGAAUUAUCCAACAACUGAAGAAAUGCUUGGCAAGCAGUAACAGGAAAUUUGAAGCAUUAACUCUAGUAAUCCAACACUUACAGUCUGAGAGAGAGGAAACACUAAAGCAACACAAAGAGCUGUCUCUAGAACUUAUCCACCUUCGUGGAGAGUUAGGAACUGCUACAACAGCAUGUGAGAAAUUGGAGAAAGACCGGAAUGAACUUCAAGCAGCUUAUGAAGGAUUUGUGCAGAAGCUGAACCAGCAGCACCAAAGUGAUCUAGCUGAGCUGGAGGACAGGCUAAAGCAGUUCUACACAGCAGAGUGCGAAAAACUACAGACUAUCUGUAUUGAAGAAGCUGAAAAAUAUAAAGCACAGCUCCAAGAGCAGGUUGACGACUUGACUGUUACACAUGAAAACUUUAAAAUAGAACUUGAAGCCAGUCAUACAGAGAAGAUCGAAGAACUGAAGCGAGAAUACGGAUCAUCCUUUUCAGAGCUCAAGGAUGCCCAUGAAUCGGAGAGAAAGACACUUCAAGAAUCGUUCCAAGAGAAACACGAAGAACUAGAGAAAAAAAUUGCCGAGUUACAGAGUGAAAAUGAUUCCCUGAAUGAAAAGCUGAAGUUGGAAGAGCAAAAACGAAUAGCCAAAGAAAAAGCAAAUCUUAAAAACCCUCAGAUCAUGUAUUUGGAACAAGAGCUGGAAAGUUUAAAAGCAGUGCUGGAGAUCAAGAAUGAGAAACUGCAUCAACAAGAUAAGAAGUUGUUGAACAUGGAAAAAAUUGUGGAAAACAACACAGCCUUAGUGGAGAAAUGGAGGAAACCUCAGCAGGAGAACGAAGAGCUAAAAGCUCGAAAGAGCAAACACAUGGAGCUUUCGAGACAACUUUCCACUGAGCAGGCAGUUUUGCAAGAGUCCCUGGAGAAAGAAUCCAAAGUAAACAAACGCCUGUCAAUGGAAAAUGAAGAACUUCUGUGGAAGUUACACAAUGGUGACCUGUGCAGCCGGAGAACACAGUCCCCCACCACUCCAACAAUGCCUUUCCAGUCUCCAAGGAAUUCUGGCUCCUUCUCCAGCCCACCGGUGUCACCUAGAUGACACCCCUGCGUGCGGAGCUCCUCUUUUCGUGCAGGCAUUUCCUCCACAAUCUGCUGAACUUGAAAGUGAAUUGAGGGAGCAAAGAGUUACAUGGGCUGUGAUAGAAAUGUAACUGGAAACUGCUGUCGCGAGGAACAAGUAUAAAACAUAGCGGAGCGCUCUGGAGUAGGACUCACCAAUGCUCCUCCUUGUUUUUGUUUUUUGUUUUUUUUUUUAAAAAAGACUUCAGUAAUAACUUUUGGACAUUGUUGCACAAAGCACUUAAAAGAGCAAGAAAAUGUCUUGUUCGUUUUUGCCUUUUGCCUAACCAUGGGGAGGGGGGAAAUGCUCAGGGACUGCGUUCCUCACCGUAGGCACCUUUCUGAGACUCUGGGUGUGGUGUGAAAGGAUUGGAUGUAGCGCAUGAAGUGUGUCUGAUGUGGCCGCCUUUACUGUGUACAUUGUAAAGGAAGGAAAGCUGAAGAAUAUAGUGACGUGUAUAUCAUGAAUAAAACAUUGUCAGUAUGCAUGUGGGUUUAUUUUUUAUAAUCAAAGGUUUCUCACUUCUCUGGGGCUGCGAAAAAGCUGCCACUUGUGGUCUUGUGUCUUUCCCUAAUCUCUCCACUUCAGUUCCGUAAGAGGAUGAAAGGAAACGGCUGUUUGAUUUUUGUCUGUGUCUGCCUGUUUCGGUCGAAUCUAUAGACUGAUAAUCUCUUAAACCGUAAUUUAAUGUUCAGUUGGGUUUGGGUUGUUUUUUUUGCUUUCCUACUUUACACCACAACCCUAUUGGAAUUAGAUUUCCCCCCUAGCUAAUGUCCCCCUCCUCUUUUUUUAAAUGCCACACAUCAGACUUGCAUCUCCUUUUGUCCAGGUGUGAUAGCAAAAUUGCCAGAUUUCAAACACUCGGACGCUAUUCUUUCUGCAAUAAGCAAGAGAAUGAGAUUGGGUCUGCCUGCCGGUGCUUGUUUUUCCUUGCAUCGUGAAGAGCAAAAAUCCUGGAUCGACGACGUCCCAUUUUGCACUUUUUUGCACUUUUGCAAUUAAUGGCUAAAAGGAGAAAUCCAUGCCCAGGUAAUCUGCAACAGAUUUACCUGCCCUUUCUAAUAGAUUUCAGGACUCGUCAUCUUCCGUUUCAUUUAUGAAGAAGCUUUUCUCUGCUCUCCACCCCCAACCAUUACAAAGACAGAAUUGGAUUGUAGUGCUGAGGUUGUAUGUGGAAGAUGUUCAUGUAACAUUUGAUACUAUAUUAGAUUUAAAGAUGACAUAGUGCAUGUCUGCUCUUGUUGAUGAUCUGGUCAAAAUUUAUUUUUAUGAUUUCAUAGGUCUUUUAAGUACAAACAUAUUUUUAUUAUGAAACGGGAUUGUCUGAUGCUGCAGCUUGGUGUACAGGCAUCGCCACAACAUCCAAGAAUGCAUCGAUAAUUCCUCUACUGUGGAACAGUCCACUCAUUAGCAAACAGCUAUAUCCCACUCUUACUUUGCAGUGGAAGUCUUGAGAACCGACGGAGUUUCUUUGUCCCUUCCCAUAAACCUUCAGUAAACUCAAACAGUAAAAUAUUAAAACCAAAUGUUUUGGUCUAGGAUGCAAAAAUGUUCGCUCUUAAAGAGGAAGAUUUCAGUUACCCUUAUUCUGUAAUUAUGGGAGUAUUAUCUACUUUGUAAUAUGAAAAAUUUCAAGGAUGAAAUAUUUAAUUUUUACAUGCUGUAUAAAGUGUGCCUGCCCUGUGCAACAUUUUACUUGCCCUUACCCCAUUUAUGGCACUGUACUCGCCACUGUAGCUAGAGAUGUCAGCACUUCUAAAUAAACUCUUGUCCAGUAAUUGAGUAGAACCAUGGAAAUUCCGCUUUAGGCUGAAACUUGGCUUAGAAGUAUGUCUGCGAGCAAUUUUAUUUCUUUGGCAAGAACAAAUUU
Molecule: messenger RNA, 5862 nt
Organism: Gekko japonicus
Lineage: Eukaryota; Metazoa; Chordata; Lepidosauria; Squamata; Gekkonidae
Gene: MTUS1
Product: microtubule associated tumor suppressor 1
Exons: 15
Coding region: 99-3971 (1290 amino acids)
Cellular component (GO): cytoplasm; nucleus
Molecular function (GO): microtubule binding
Source: RefSeq, a predicted model, not a curated record